AUGCCGUACCUCCAGAGAACCCUUGACCGUGUCACUGACUCCUAUGCCUAUUUCUACGCACUUGCAAAGAUCCAUAAGAGCCCCUGGAAAACGCGACCAAUUGUCUUGGUCUCUGGCAGCCUACUCUAUGGCCUCGGAAAAUGGCUGGAUCAACAACUCCAACCCAUCAUCCGCAAACUACCUACCUAUUUGUCAAGCUCGUUUGCACUCAAAACUGACAUUGAUAACAUGGCCGGCACCGAAUUCUCUUGCAUGAGUCUCUUCACUGGUGAUGUUGUGGCUAUGUAUCCCAGCAUCAAUCUUGAAGACGCUUUCACCCGUAUUGCAGAAUUCCUGUCCACCUCCUCACUGUGUGAAAAUGUCGACUGA
Messenger RNA from Cylindrotheca closterium, 369 nucleotides. NCBI's taxonomy places the organism in Eukaryota, Bacillariophyta, Bacillariophyceae, Bacillariales, Bacillariaceae. The record is from the annotation of a GenBank genome assembly.